Molecule: messenger RNA, 378 nt
Organism: Coffea eugenioides
Lineage: Eukaryota; Viridiplantae; Streptophyta; Magnoliopsida; Gentianales; Rubiaceae
Exons: 5
Coding region: 1-378 (125 amino acids)
Cellular component (GO): nucleus
Molecular function (GO): RNA binding
Source: RefSeq, a predicted model, not a curated record
AUGACAGACACCACCAAAAACAUCUCCACAACAAUGGAGAAUAAUACUGCUACCAAAUCUAAUGAGAAUAACAGUACUAAGGAUCAGAAUCAGAAGAAGAACAGGAUUCAAGUGUCCAAUACCAAGAGGCCCCUCUUCUUCUACCUUAAUCUCGCCAAGAGAUACCUGAAGCAGCAUGAUGAGGUUGAGCUUUCUGCAUUGGGAAUGGCAAUCCCCACUGUUGUCAUAAUUGCUGAGAUUUUGAAGAGAAACGGAUUAGCUACCAACCAAAAGGUUAUGAUAUCUACGGUGGGCAGCAAUGCUGAAUCAAAUGGUCGCUUUGUUAGAAAGGCCAGGAUUGAAAUAGUAUUGGAGAAGGCCAAGAAUGCAGAAACCUAA